Molecule: messenger RNA, 687 nt
Organism: Solenopsis invicta (red fire ant)
Lineage: Eukaryota; Metazoa; Arthropoda; Insecta; Hymenoptera; Formicidae
Exons: 1
Coding region: 1-687 (228 amino acids)
Source: RefSeq, a predicted model, not a curated record
AUGGCUCUACGCGUAAUAUCCGCAUAUAGAACAGUGUCGCAUGAGACAGCGGCCAUAAUGGCGGGACAGAUUCCAAUUGAAAUUAUGGCAGAUGAAAGGGCUAGAUUAUACCAUAGGAUGUGUGCUCUCAGGGAACAGGACGUACCCAUUACCAGGAGACUCCGUACAGGAAUCGGUAAUCUGAAAAGAUCCGCCUCCAUUGACACUUGGAAGGAACGCUUGGAGGAAGAAGGAGAUUACUUACCGGGCGCUCGGGUGAGGGAACACCUGAUCCCAAUUCUGAAGGACUGGAUAAACAGGGAUAGGAAUAGCGGCCUAUUUUUCAGAACACAAAUUAUAACUGGACAUGGUUGUUUUAACGUAUAUCUAUAUAAAAUUGGAAGAGCGAUGUCUCCCAUCUGCGCACACUGCAAUAAAGAUUUUGACACAGCGAACCACACGCUAUUAAGUUGUACCGAAUGGAACACACAGAGAGAGACAUUGGAAGAGACUUUUAACAGGAACUUUACACUUGGAACUAUCUUCGCGGCUAGUUUGGAGAACCCUGCAAAGUGGAGAACCUUCACCGAUUUCUGUGAAGGCGUAAUGUCAAUAAAAGAGGAGGCUGAAAGGGUCAGGCAGAGAAUGACGGGAAUACAACCUCGCUGCCGAAGGCCGGCCCGGGCUAGAAUUAGACCUGCUCCUUGA